CAGUGAGUAGUACACAACUAGCUCACAUAUUAUACUCUCUAAUUUGAAAUAUUUGAGCUAUAACUAGAGAUGGAAAAGAUCAAUGUAAAAGAAGAUGAUGAGAUGAAAUGGGUUCAUGAUUCUUCAGUUGAUCAUAAAGGAAGGGUUCCACUACGAGCUUCAACUGGUUCAUGGAAAGCUGCACUUUUCAUUUUUGCAAUUGAGUUUAGUGAGAGGUUGAGCUACUUUGGAAUAGCAACUAGCUUAGUCCUUUACCUCACAAAGGUUAUCCAUCAAGAUCUUAAGACAGCAGCAAGGAAUGUUAAUUAUUGGGCAGGUGUCACAACUCUGAUGCCACUCUUUGGUGGAUUCAUAGCUGAUGCAUAUUUGGGUCGUUACUCCGCUGUGGUUGCAUCAAGCAUUGUUUAUCUUAUGGGUUUGAUACUCCUUACUCUCUCAUGGUUCCUACCAAGUUUAAAACCAUGUGAUCACACUACCACAUGCAAUGAACCAAGGAAAAUUCAUGAAGUGGUUUUCUUCCUAGCUAUCUACUUAAUAUCAAUAGCAACUGGAGGCCACAAACCUUCCUUGGAAAGCUUUGGAGCUGACCAAUUUGAUGAGGAUCAUGUUGAAGAAAGGAAACAAAAAAUGUCCUUUUUCAAUUGGUGGAAUUGUGCUCUAUGUAGUGGACUUAUUCUAGGAGUGACCCUUAUUGUUUAUAUACAAGAUAACAUAAAUUGGGGUGCUGCUGAUAUUAUUUUCACUGGAGUUAUGGCUCUUUCACUUCUCAUAUUCAUUAUUGGAAGGCCUUUUUAUCGUUAUAGGGUACCAAGUGGGAGUCCUUUGACUCCAAUGUUGCAAGUUCUUGUUGCUGCCUUUUCUAAAAGGAAGCUUCCUUAUCCUUCUAAUCCUGAUCAAUUGUAUGAGGUUUCUAAGUCUCAUGGAAACAAAAGAAAGUUUCUUUGCCACACUAAGAAGCUAAGAUUUCUUGACAAGGCAGCUAUAAUUGAAAACGAUGGAAAUUCAAUAGAGAAGCAAAGUCCAUGGAAGCUAACAACUGUAACUACAGUUGAAGAAAUGAAGCUUAUAAUCAAUAUGAUACCAAUUUGGGUAUUCACUAUACCAUUUGGAAUAAGUGUAGCACAAACAUCAACAUUCUUCAUCAAACAAAGUGCUAUAAUGAAUAGAAAGAUAGGUGAAAGGUUUGAACUUCCACCAGCUUCAAUUUUCACAGUUGCUGCCUUAGGAAUGAUAAUUUCUGUGGCCAUUUAUGACAAGAUUCUAGUACCUAUGUUAAGAAAAAUAAAUCAAAAUGAAAGAGGAAUUAACAUCCUUCAAAGGAUUGGUUUUGGAAUGUUUUUCACUAUUAUUACAAUGAUAGUGGCAGCUUUAAUAGAGAAAAAGAGACUUGAAGCUGUUGAAAAGGAUCCAUUAAGUAUUUUUUGGUUGGCUCCACAAUUUCUAAUUAUUGGUUUUGGUGAUGGAUUUACCCUUGUGGGAUUACAAGAAUAUUUCUAUGACCAAGUUCCUGAUUCAAUGAGAAGCUUAGGUAUAGCUUUUUAUUUAAGUGUGAUUGGAGCUGCAAAUUUUAUUAGUAGUGUGUUGAUAACAAUUGUUGAUCAUAUAACAAAGAAAAAUGGGAAGAGUUGGUUUGGUAAGGAUUUGAAUAGUAGUAGAUUGGACAAAUUUUAUUGGCUAUUGGCAGCUAUAACUACGGUGAAUUUGUUCUUGUUUGUGUUCUUUGCUAGAAGAUAUUCAUACAAAAAUGUGCAAAAGGUUGCAGUUAUUGAUGAUAGUUGUAAAGGCAAGAAUGACUAUGGCAGUGUAGACAAUUCGGUUUGAGUUUGUUACUAAAGGUUAUUUAAACAAAAAUAGGGAAAUGUUCUACCAUAAUAUUUUAUCAAAUAUCUCUUGAUUUUUGGAAA
Messenger RNA from Medicago truncatula (barrel medic), 1904 nucleotides. Its product is annotated as protein NRT1/ PTR FAMILY 5.6. Gene Ontology annotation, cellular component: membrane. Bases 70 to 1821 code for a protein of 583 amino acids. The transcript has 4 exons. The record is from RefSeq and is a predicted model, not a curated record. Gene Ontology annotation, molecular function: tripeptide transmembrane transporter activity; dipeptide transmembrane transporter activity. NCBI's taxonomy places the organism in Eukaryota, Viridiplantae, Streptophyta, Magnoliopsida, Fabales, Fabaceae. Gene Ontology annotation, biological process: dipeptide transport; transmembrane transport.